Solanum pennellii is the source of this 2929-nucleotide messenger RNA. Its product is annotated as B3 domain-containing transcription repressor VAL1-like. The record is from RefSeq and is a predicted model, not a curated record. The transcript has 14 exons. Bases 392 to 2929 code for a protein of 845 amino acids. Gene Ontology annotation, molecular function: zinc ion binding; DNA binding. Lineage: Eukaryota; Viridiplantae; Streptophyta; Magnoliopsida; Solanales; Solanaceae.
AAGAAGACCUUGCGGUGGGUGUCUGUCGUGCAUGCAUUUUGUGUAUCCAUUUUUCAUUUUUCUUCUUCAUCUUCUUUGCUAUGUAGACUCUGCAUGCACACAUUCAACUUUCUCUCUCUAAAAAUCUGUAAUUUUUUUUGUUUUCUCUCUCUAAAAUUCUCUGCAAAAUUGAAUCUUUAUCUGCUCUGUUUUUUUUAUAUCUUCAUCGGAAACCACCGACCAACCACCGACCACCACCGUUAAUUUUUUAGUUAUUUUUUCUACAGUGUGUGUUUGACCCAUUUUGAUUCAGUUCAAGAUUUUGUGUAAGUUAUGUGCUCAUGCUAAGGUUGAUUUUUCAUCUGGGUAUUCGUUACAUUUGAUACUGAAGGUUUGAUUUUUAGGGGGAAAAAUGGGGUCAAUGAUUUGCAUGAAUGAGCUAUGUCGUGCAACGACGUCGGUUGAGUGGAAGAAAGGGUGGGGAUUCAAAUCCGGUGGAUUUGCUAAGCUUUGCUACAACUGCGGAUCUGCUUUUGAGAAUUUCGUUUUCUGUGAAACAUUCCACCCGGAUGAAUCUGGUUGGAGGGAAUGCAGAACUUGUAGAAAGCCUAUACACUGUGGGUGCAUUGCCUCAAAAUAUUUGUAUGAGUACUUGGAUUACGGAGGUGUUACAUGUAUAAAAUGUGCACAUCAUUUGGAUGGUCAUUCCAUCAGGCCAAUACAGAUACCUGGUGAUGAUUUUCCUAUUGGCAACUUGGGAUCUAAGAGUGCAAAGCCACUGGGCAUUGAGAAUAAAAUAGAUGAGAAUGACUUUGAACGAAGAAGGUUUAUGCAGACCAAUGAGCCUGGUCAACUCUUUCAAACGCAGAGGAAUGACAAGAAACAAGAUACAAUGCUUCCUAUUGGUAAUGUCGGCACAUGCUUUUCGAAUUUGAAUCAGCAGAACAUUGGGGCUUCUCUCUUUGGCAAACCCGAUAAUGAGAGACCAAGUCAAGGUGUUAAAGAUAUGUAUGAUUCGAUCAAUCAGCCGUCUCUAAAUUUUUGUUUAAGUACUCCAAUUGGUACUUCAAGUUCAGGACAGCCUUUUCUUGGUGGAGAUGUUGAAGGAAGGGAACAAAGCAAAACUUCUCCCUUCCAACAGGCCCAAAGGGCACGCCAUAUAUUUCCCAAGCCCCCCAAACCUAGUCCCACCUCAGGUUCUGAAUCAGUCAAAGGAAUGGUUUCACAAGCACGGAUUGCAAGGCCACCUGCUGAAGGGCGUGGUGGACGCAGUCAGUUACUGCCUCGAUACUGGCCCCGGAUUACAGACCAGGAGUUGGAGCAAAUAGCUGGAGACUUAAAGUCUACUAUUGUACCACUGUUUGAGAAGGUCCUAAGUGCCAGUGAUGCCGGACGAAUUGGGCGUCUGGUGCUUCCCAAAGCAUGUGCUGAAGCAUACUUCCCUCCAAUUAACCAAUCAGAGGGUCUACCUAUAAGGAUUCAGGAUAUUAAGGGUAAAGAGUGGACAUUUCAAUUCCGAUUUUGGCCCAAUAACAACAGCCGGAUGUAUGUUUUGGAGGGUGUUACCCCUUGUAUACAGAAUAUGCAAUUGCAAGCUGGUGAUACUGUGAUAUUCAGUCGAAUAGAUCCUGGAGGAAAGCUUGUUAUGGGAUUUCGGAAGGCAACAAACAAUGUUGACAUGCAGGAUCCUCAAACGCCUAACCUUCCCAGUGGCAAUGGCUCUGGAGAAACUUCAUUUCCUGGCAUGGCUGAUAACUUCCCGAAUGGAGGCAGGACAAGCGAUGAUACUAUGAACCGGCAAGUGCCGAUGUCAGAGAAGAAAAAGGCACGAAACAUUGGGUCCAAAAAUAGGAGGCUUCUUAUGCAUGCUGAUGAUGCUAUGGAACUUAGAAUCACUUGGGAAGAAAUACAAGAAUUGCUAAGGCCAUCUCCAACUGCCAAGCCUAACAUUGUUGUGGUUGAGGACUGUGAAUUUGAGGAAUAUGAAGAAGCACCAGUCUUUGGAAAGAGGACGAUAUUUACUGCUCGAUCUUCUGGGGAUCAGGAGCAAUGGGCUCAAUGUGACAGCUGUUCUAAAUGGCGUAGAUUGCCGCUGCACAUUCUCCUUCCUGCAAAGUGGACUUGUUCUGACAAUAUUUGGGACUCAAGAAGAUGCUCUUGUGCUGCUCCUGAUGAGAUUAGUCCGAGGGAACUGGAAGCUCUCCUUCGAGUUGGCAAGGAUCCUAAGAGGCGAAAACUUGUAGAAAACAAUGAAGAUUUAGAGUCUUCUGGCCUAGAUGCCUUGGCAACAGUUGCUGCAAGCGACAUGGGAGAUAGCAUUGGCGACAUGGGAGAGCCAUCAGUUGGAGCCACAACAAAACAUCCUCGGCAUCGCGCUGGUUGCAGUUGCAUUGUGUGCAUUCAGCCUCCAAGUGGGAAGGGCAAGCACCAUCCCACGUGUAAGUGCAAUGUCUGUUUGACUGUGAAACGUCGUUUUAAAACACUCAUGUUGCGUAAGAAGAAAAAACAAUCAGAACGAGAAGCAGAACUUGCACAGGCAAAAGAUCAGGUCCCUCCUAAAGAUGAAUCAGAAACAGACGGGAUGACGAGUGGAGUAGAGUUGCUUCAAAUGAAUCAUUCCGAGAAUGAACACAUGAAUCACUCUGACAAUGAAAGGAAUUCAAAUGGGGAUCAAGUGGAGGAGUUCGGACCUGGGAAGGGUCAGUUGGACCUGAACUGCCAUCCAAACCGUGAUGACGACAUGCUAGCUGAGGCCACUGCUGGAAUGAGCAUGACCUCCCUUGUUAAUGCUACCAACCUACCCCUGGAGUAUCUAACGCAGAAUAGGCUCGAGAGCUUGGGCAACUCUUUACUGUCACAAGCUGCCAGUGAGAGUGAAGGGCACCCCCCUGAUAAUGGAUUCGGGAAAACUGCAGAUGUUGAAUCAGGGGGUAAAGGCGCCAAAGCGUAA